CACACAUGUCAUGUGCAGUUUUAUUUUUGGUGAACUGUAAGUUUUCGUCUCCCCUAAAACAUUCAGAAUGAGAGGAAUCGGUGGUGAACGACUCGCAAGACUCCAGGAGAAUGCUGCAAAUAUUCGAAAUAUCUGCAUUCUUGCACACGUGGAUCAUGGCAAAACCACAUUGGCCGACACUCUUAUAUCCAGCAAUGGCAUCAUAUCAUCGCGCAUGGCUGGGAAAUUACGCUACAUGGACAGUCGAAAAGACGAACAGCUACGAGGGAUUACAAUGAAGUCAAGUGCAAUAUCACUCCACUAUAACAAAGAUGAUCAGGAUUACUUGAUUAACUUGAUCGACUCCCCGGGUCAUGUGGACUUCUCCAGUGAAGUAUCCACGGCAACCAGACUCUGUGAUGGCGCCCUCAUUGUUGUUGAUGUAGUUGAAGGUGUUUGCCCACAGACCCACGUUGUCCUCCGUCAGGCCUGGCUGGAGCACAUCACGCCUUGUCUCGUCCUCAAUAAGAUCGACAGGCUCAUCUCGGAGCUCAAGUACACCCCACUGGAGGCUCAUCUCCGCCUCCAGCAGGUUCUGGAGCAGGUCAACGCCGUCGUCGGAAACCUGUUUGCAUCAGGAGUCCUCGAACAAGCAACGCAAAAGAAUGCAGAGAAAUCGUCACAGCCCUCAGACUCGCAAGGUUCGGAGUCGAAUGGCGAGAAGAUUCUCUACGAUUGGAGCGACGGUCUGGAAGAAACGGACGAUUCUAAUCUGUAUUUCUCACCGGACCAAGGCAAUGUCAUCUUUGCCAGCGCUAUCGACGGCUGGGGCUUUGGAAUUGAUCACUUUGCGGACAUGUACGCCACCAAGCUGGGGGUGAAAGUAGAGAUACUUCGCAAGACGUUGUGGGGAGAUUUCUUCCUAAACAGUAAAACGAAACGCAUCAUGAAAGGCGCUCAGGUCAAAGGGAAGAAACCAAUGUUCGUUCAGUUUAUUCUGGAGAACCUGUGGUCCGUGUAUGACACCGUUCUUGUCAAAAGGGAUAAAGACAAGAUGCAGAAGAUAAUCGGUUCAUUGAACCUGAAGAUUCCUGCGCGUGACUUACGUCAUAAUGAUUGCAGGGUACACCUACAGGCGAUCUGUGGACAGUGGCUCCCUCUAUCUGAAGCUCUUCUGGCCAUGGUUUGUCAGAAGUUACCGAGCCCUCUGGACAUUAAUCUUGAGAGGAUUGAGAAACUCAUGUGUGGUGGUUUUCGACGGUUCGACACACUGCCCCAACAAUCACAGCAACUCAAAUCGGCAUUUGAGCGUUGUAUCUCCGGAGAUGACGCUCCAGUUAUCGUCUACGUCUCUAAGAUGUUUGCCGUUGAGAACUUGAAUCUUCCAAAGAACAAACCAAAACCUCUUAGUGAUGAAGAACUUCAGAAGAGACAUCAGGAAGCUAAAGAGAGACACGCCCUCAAAGUUGCAAAUCAGAUGAGCAAUACAGCAGAAGAGCCUAACCCUGACAUCAUCAAAGUCGAUCCAUCCCAAAACGGCAUCCCCUUACAAGAUGUACAUGUAAACAAACCCCCUGAGGAAAAGGAGGAAGACGGGGACACGUUCCUGGCAUUUGCGCGUGUCUUCAGCGGGCGGAUACGUAAAGGACAGAAGCUGCUAGUCCUUGGUCCCAAGCACGAUCCGAUGACGGCUUUACUUAAGGGAGAUGGUGCAUCACAUUCCUGUGGAGAGGGCAUUUUUUCUGGGAGAAGUAUAAGCGAGUUUGUGGUGAAUGAUCUGUAUCUACUGAUGGGCAGAGAACUGGAGUUAAUGGACAGUGUACCAGCUGGUAAUGUCCUAGGUAUAGGAGGCCUUGAAGGCCACGUCUUGAAGUCAGCGACUGUGUCUAGCACGGUUGCCUGCCCUGCCUUCACCACGAUGACCUUCGAUGCAGCUCCAAUUGUGAGAGUUGCUGUUGAACCUAAACACUUAGCGGACAUGCCUGCCCUUGUAAAUGGCAUGAAGCUUCUCAACCAAUCAGAUCCCUGCGUUGAGGUUCUCAUACAAGAAACUGGUGAACAUGUGAUAGUGGCCGCCGGUGAGGUCCAUCUGGAACGAUGCCUUGAUGACUUGCGAGAAAGAUUUGCCAAGAUUGAGAUCAAAGUCUCCGAGCCGAUCGUUCCGUUCCGAGAGACCAUCAUCAUCCCUCCAAAGAUCGACAUGGUCAAUGAGGCAAUUGAUGAUAUCAACCAGGUCCAGCGAACCAGAUCUGCCAUGAGCGAACUUGAAAGUGAGAUCUCAAAAGACGGAUCCCUGACGAUCAAGACGGCAAACAAGUUGAGCACCUUCAAGUUGAGGGCGCUACCCUUACCCGAAGAGGUGACGAAACUCCUGGAUGAAAACACGGAACUCAUUAAGAUCCUGGACAGGAUUUCGGCAGCAUGGUUGGCGGGGAAGACAAGCGAGGAACAAGGUGGUGAGAAGCUCACGGCGGAAGCUUUAGCAAAACUACUUGAGUUCCGGGAUGAUUUGGAAACAGCCUUCGCAAAUGCUGGGAAGAAAUGGCGUGGGGCGGUGGAUAGAAUCUGGUCGUUCGGACCGAAGCACUGCGGACCGAACCUAUUGUUGAAUCGGAUUGACGGGUACGAUCGACCGACAAUAUGGCAGUGUCUGGGCGGGGAUGAAGGCGAUGUAUCUAGGGAUUGUGCCGCCCCGAGAGUGUUCGAUAACAGCGUCGUGAGCGGUUUUCAGAUCGCAACCUUCUCGGGACCUCUCUGCGAGGAACCCAUGAUGGGGGUGUGCUUCGCGAUCGAGAACUGGCUCAUCGAGGAAAGCACCGAGUCAAACAAAUUCACUUUUCCAGCCGACAAAGAUGUAAAUAAUAGAAUCAACAAUGGAGUAGAAACUCAGGAUACUGUCCCAAGGCAGUCUGAAAAUGUUGCAAUACCUGUGAGGAAUGUAGACUCUACGUCGAACAUCAUGCCAGAACUUUCUUCACCUGGUCUAGCCAAGAGUUUCGCUUCAGAUUGUAGUUCUCCACUUAUUGGAUCACCGGAUGUGAAUAGCGAGUUGAUGCCGCAUUUUACCAGCCGAGGUUACGGCCCGUUGUCUGGUCAGAUUAUAUCCACAGUGAAGGAGGGUUGCCGUAUUGCAUUCCAGAUAAGACCACAGAGACUCAUGGCGGCCAUGUACAAGUGUGAUAUUCAGGCAACUGCUGAUGUGCUCGGGCGUAUGUAUGGGGUCGUCUCAAGGAGACAUGGCAACAUACAGCGUGAGGAGAUGCGAGAAGGUUCAGCCGUCUUUGACAUCACAGCGACCCUCCCCGUGGCAGAAAGCUUCGGUUUUGCUGAAGAGAUCCGCAAGAAGACCAGCGGAUCGGCCAGUCCCCAACUCUUCUUCAGUCAUUGGGAGGUUGUACCGAGCGAUCCCUUCUGGGAGCCCUCAACCGAGGAGGAGCUCCUCCAUUUUGGCGACAAAGCUGAUUAUGAAAAUCAAUCCAGGAAGUACAUGAAUGGCGUCCGACGUCGGAAGGGGCUGUACGUCGAGAAGAAAACGGUUGAACACGCCGAGAAGCAGAGAACUCUGACAAGAAACAAGUAGUGAAUCUUUACCUUUAUUGAUCGUGAAUUAUUUUAAAGAGAAAGCAGAUUAUGAAACCCAUCGACAUGGAUGAAAGCCAUUUGACAACGUGAGGGGGCUUGAAGAUAUUAUAGUAAUGUGUACACUGUAAGUGAUGAACAAUAUUACAGGGUAGUUUCUAUAGAUAGGGUCAUAGUCAAUUAAAGACUCUAAAAACUUAAAGGGACACGUUGUGGGAUCGGAUGUGUGGAUGGAUUCAACAUUCUUGUGAAAAGAGAGUGACAGUUUUGUCCUCCUUUAUCAGCAAGUAGACACAUGUUCAGUUGAAAUAUUAACAUGCAACUUUUAUUGUAUUUUUCUAUAUAGGAUCAAUAAGCAUUACGUUGCAAAAUCAACAACGAUGACCCUACCUUUAAGAUGUUAUACUUGAUGGCAUGUGUUACAUUGUUUCUUCAAAUUGCAUUCUUUUCUUCUUCUUUUUUCUUUUUUGGGGUUGGAAAAUAACCAGAGUUUUAAACAAAAAUAAAGUUGAUAAUAAUAUAUGCAAUUAUAAAUAUUUGUAAGUAAUGUCUGUAGCUGUGCAUGGUGUUGAUAAUACAUGCAAUAAGAAGCUAUAAAUAAAACAAAAUAAUGCUAA
Messenger RNA from Asterias rubens (European starfish), 4175 nucleotides. Its product is annotated as elongation factor-like GTPase 1. Gene Ontology annotation, cellular component: cytosol; ribonucleoprotein complex. Gene Ontology annotation, molecular function: ribosome binding; GTPase activity; GTP binding. The record is from RefSeq and is a predicted model, not a curated record. The transcript is spliced from 19 exons. Lineage: Eukaryota; Metazoa; Echinodermata; Asteroidea; Forcipulatida; Asteriidae. Gene Ontology annotation, biological process: cytosolic ribosome assembly. The coding region runs from base 68 to 3559 and encodes 1163 amino acids.